Molecule: messenger RNA, 1397 nt
Organism: Seminavis robusta
Lineage: Eukaryota; Bacillariophyta; Bacillariophyceae; Naviculales; Naviculaceae
Source: the annotation of a GenBank genome assembly
AACUUCAACAAGAACAAUGCAAAGGCCACCAUGAGCGAUGAGAAAGCAUAAAUCCCAAGAACAGAAUCCUAUUUGCAGCCCUUUUAGUAACCCUGCGUAGACACAAACCCAAGCCUUUCCUCAUCGUCACCUACAUGAGCUCGGUACUAUACUAGUCCGCCAAGCAAGCACUAAAGAAAGACAAAUAAAUAUUAUUCAGAAUGAUCUGCCGCCGAACAGUCCGAUUUGCACUCUUGGCACUCCUGGCCAUGGCCGUGGCCAUGUGCUGCAUGGAUACCGCUCAGUUUGCCGCCGUUGCAUCCGAAGAAGGAGAAUGCGUGACCAAUGAGGAUGGAGAAUGUAUCAAUCCGGAUGCCGUUGCAGAGGAAGAAGCCGAGCCGGAACCAGCUGUGGAAGAAGAAGCUCCCGCCGAGCCAGAAGAACCGGCCGAACCUGCCGAAGAAGAGACGACAACCACCGAUGAAGCACCCCCAGCAGAGGAAGAACCAGCUGCUGAGGAGGAAGUAGAGGCAGUUACCGAUGAAGUAGCUGAAGAAACAACCGAGGAGGAGGAACCACCAGCUGCCGAGGAAGCUCCCGUAGAAGAGGAAGCUCCUGUAGAAGAGGAACCUGCAGUAGAGGAGGAAGCUCCUGUAGAAGAGGAAGCAGCACCCGUGGAGGAAGAAGCUGCUCCCGUGGAGGAAGAAGCUGCUCCUGUGGAGGAAGAACCAGUAGAAGAAGAGCCGGCACCCGUAGAGGAAGAAGCUCCAGUGGAAGAAGAACCAGCACCUGUGGAGGAAGAACCUGUUGUCGAAGAAGAGACCCCAGCAACAGAAGAGGCCACCCCCGAAACCACUGAAACGGCAACCGAUGAGGAAGAAGAAAAUACACCCAACUGCCCCUCUCGAAAGCUUGUUAUCAAAUGUGCUGGUGAAUACUUGGAUACCAACAAAAAUGGCCUCCUGGAACGAUCCGAACUCCAGACAGCCAUCGACAAGCUGCCAUGGUGGGGUCGUGGUAUUUUGCAGAUCCUGGGCAGCGUUGACAAAAUGAUGCAAAAGUGUGAUGUCGACAAGGAUGGUGCCAUUGGCAUGGGAUAUGAUAUGGAACACAACAAGGAUCAAUGUUUGGCCACUUGCUUCAAACGAAGAGCCUUCAAGGCGUCUUUUUUCCCAGACUGCGAAGCUUAAUUAAAAAGCUACUGGCAGCACCGUUCCUUGUGGACGAGUACCCCUUGAUCCUUUCGAUCCAAUGCCGGCAAAAAUCGUGGGAUAACCCCACAUCCUAUCUGUUUCUUUCGAGGCGUGGGUGGCACGGCCUCUUUUUGUGUUUCUUACAUAGCAAUGUACUUUCUGUCUCUGUUUUAAAAAAUCAUGCUAUAACAUGUGGUGUAGUCUAUCCAAAGUUCAAGUUCAGAG